AUGGCCAGCGGUAGGGCGCCAGGUCGUCAUCCCGCCGCUGGCCGGGAUGAUGACCUGCUGCAGCUAGAAGACUCGCGUUCCAUCUACAACACAGGACAGCCCCCGCCCGUCAACGACGAGCGUCUCUUGCGACAGUACGACAUUGACGACUCCGACCAACCCCAACCUCGCCCCUCCGUUUCCUAUGAUAAUUUCGUCGGCGGUCGAGUGCAACCGCAGUAUGGUUCUCAUGCGACAAGCUCCGCGGCGCCUCCGGCGGAGGCCGGGAUAUACAUGACAGAUCCCUACUCCGGACACGAUGUAUCUCGAACAUAUUCGCAGACUUCUGGGUUGAGCAAUUAUCAGCGCUACUCGAUGGACGAAUACGACGAUGAUCGGGCAACGCACGGGUACUAUGACAUGACGGGGCAGGAUCCGAUGGAGUCGGACUCGCGUAUGCGGCAGGCCAAGGAGAGGAACAGUAUACUCAGUAUGGGCGGCGGGCUUGUAGGCAGGGCGAAGCAUAUGCUGGGAAUGAAGCCUGAGUAUUCCGAGAUGGACCUUCCCCUGACCGAACCCGGAGCUCGCGCCGCACGAGUCGACAGCACCAACACAGAGGACGGGCCUGCGCCAAAGAGACCCAGGAGACCGUCCUUCAAAUUUGGAUUUGGCGGACGAAAAGUCGACCCGUCUACUCUCGGUCCUCGUAUGAUCAUGCUCAACAACCCUCCAGCCAACGCUACGCACAAGUUUGUCGAUAACCAUGUGUCAACAGCCAAGUACAACAUCAUUACUUUCCUCCCGAAAUUCUUGUACGAACAAUUCUCGAAAUACGCCAACUUGUUUUUCUUGUUCACUGCAGUACUGCAGCAGAUCCCUAAUGUGUCGCCGACGAAUCGAUAUACUACGAUUGGACCGUUGUUGAUUGUGUUGAUGGUUUCAGCGAUCAAGGAACUGGUUGAGGAUUACAAGCGGAGAACGUCCGACAAAUCUUUGAACUACUCAAAAACCCAAGUCCUUAAGGGAUCUGCGUUCCACGAGACCAAAUGGAUUGAUGUGGCUGUGGGAGAUAUUGUCCGCGUCGAGUCUGAACAGCCUUUCCCGGCUGACUUGGUUCUCUUGGCCUCCUCGGAGCCGGAGGGUCUGUGUUACAUUGAGACGGCGAAUCUGGAUGGUGAAACCAACCUCAAGAUCAAACAGGCCAUUCCCGAAACUGCACAUCUUGUCAGCCCAGCUGACCUGAGUAGACUCAGUGGUCGAAUUCGUUCUGAACAGCCAAACAGCAGCUUGUACACGUAUGAAGCAACUCUGACUAUGCACGCUGGAGGCGGCGAAAAGGAACUUCCUUUGGCUCCGGAUCAGCUUCUUCUUCGAGGAGCCACCCUUCGCAACACACCAUGGAUUCACGGUAUCGUCGUCUUUACCGGUCACGAGACCAAGUUGAUGCGAAACGCCACCGCAACACCGAUUAAGCGCACGGCCGUCGAGCGCAUGGUCAACAUUCAGAUUUUGAUGUUGGUCAGCAUUCUCAUCGCACUCAGCGUUGUGAGCUCAGUCGGCGACUUGAUUAUCCGGCAGACUGAGAAAGACAAACUUACGUACCUGGACUAUGGUAACACCAACCCCGGCAAGCAGUUCAUCAUGGACAUAUUCACCUACUGGGUGCUGUAUUCGAAUCUUGUCCCGAUUUCUCUCUUUGUCACGAUCGAAAUCGUCAAGUACGCGCAGGCUUUCUUGAUCAACUCGGACCUGGAUAUCUACUACGAUGUAACGGAUACUCCCGCCACGUGCAGAACUUCGUCAUUGGUCGAAGAGCUCGGUCAGAUUGAGUACAUAUUCUCCGAUAAGACUGGUACUUUGACCUGCAACAUGAUGGAGUUCAAGCAAUGCACAAUUGCUGGUAUCCAAUAUGGAGAGGAUGUUCCCGAAGAUCGACGAGCAACGGUUGAAGACGGUGUCGAAGUUGGUGUCCACGAUUUCAAGACGCUAGCUAAAAACCGGGCUUCUCACCCAAGCAAGGAUGCUAUUCAUCACUUCCUUACUCUUCUUGCUACAUGCCAUACUGUCAUUCCCGAACGGUCUGAUGCAGACCCGGAUAAAAUCAAGUACCAGGCCGCAUCUCCUGAUGAGGGAGCUCUUGUCGAGGGCGCAGCGUCUAUGGGAUAUCGGUUCACCAACCGAAAGCCGAGGUCUGUCAUCAUCUCGGUCGACGGACAAGACUACGAGUAUGAGCUGUUGGCAGUCUGUGAAUUCAACUCUACGAGAAAGCGCAUGUCUACGAUCUUCCGGUGUCCGGAUGGCCGAAUUCGCGUUUACGUCAAGGGCGCCGACACUGUUAUUCUUGAGCGUCUUCACCCCGACAACCCAAUGGUCGAAUCAACGCUGCAGCAUCUCGAGGAGUACGCCUCGGACGGCCUGCGGACCCUUUGUCUGGCUAUGCGUGAGAUUCCCGAGGAUGAGUUCCAGCAAUGGUAUCAGAUAUUCGACAAAGCGGCGACUACCGUCAGCGGUAACCGUGCGGAUGAGCUCGACAAGGCUGCGGAGCUCAUUGAAAAGGAUUUCUACCUUCUCGGGGCUACCGCUAUUGAGGAUCGACUGCAAGACGGUGUUCCGGAUACUAUCCACACACUGCAGACUGCAGGCAUCAAAAUUUGGGUCUUGACUGGCGACAGACAGGAAACUGCCAUCAAUAUUGGCAUGUCGUGCAAGCUGAUUUCUGAGGAUAUGACGUUACUUAUUGUCAACGAAGACAACGCUCAAGCUACCAGGGAUAAUCUUACGAAGAAGCUCCAGGCUGUUCAGAGUCAACCCGAGGCCGAACAGAUGGCUUUGGUCAUUGACGGUCGAUCUCUUACAUUCGCUCUCGAAAAGGAUAUGGAAAAGCUCUUCCUUGACCUUGCGGUCGUCUGCAAGGCUGUUAUUUGCUGUCGUGUAUCCCCCCUUCAAAAGGCGCUCGUUGUCAAGCUUGUCAAGCGCCAUCUGAAAUCUCUACUCCUGGCUAUUGGCGAUGGCGCUAACGAUGUUUCUAUGAUCCAAGCUGCCCAUGUUGGCGUUGGUAUCAGUGGUGUUGAAGGUUUGCAGGCCGCAAGAUCUGCAGAUGUUUCAAUCGCACAGUUCCGUUAUCUUCGCAAGCUUUUGCUUGUCCAUGGCGCCUGGAGUUAUCACCGGAUCAGUCGAGUCAUCUUGUACUCAUUCUACAAGAAUAUCGCCCUUUACAUGACACAGUUUUGGUACUCCUUCCAAAAUGCAUUCUCCGGUGAAGUCAUUUACGAAUCAUGGACUCUCUCCUUCUACAACGUCUUCUUCACAGUUCUCCCUCCAUUUGCGAUGGGAAUCUGUGAUCAAUUCAUCUCCGCUCGACUUCUGGACAGAUAUCCCCAGCUGUACCAACUCGGACAGAAAGGAAUGUUCUUCAAGCGGCACAGUUUCUGGUCUUGGAUUGCCAACGGCUUCUACCACUCUCUGCUCCUGUACAUCGUCUCCCAGCUCAUCUUCCUCUACGAUCAUCCUCAGAGCGAUGGCAAGACGGCCGGUCACUGGGUAUGGGGCUCCGCGCUCUACACGGCUGUUUUGGCGACUGUCCUUGGCAAAGCCGCGCUGAUCACGAACAUCUGGACGAAAUACACCUUCAUUGCUAUCCCUGGUUCUAUGAUCAUCUGGCUCGGCUUCCUCCCGGCCUACGGAUACGCCGCACCAGCCAUCGGCUUCUCAACCGAAUACUACGGCACGAUCCCUCGUUUAUUCAAGGACCCGGUCUUCUACCUCAUGGCCGUUGUUCUCCCCUGCAUCUGUCUGCUCCGUGACUACGCCUGGAAAUACGCCAAGCGCAUGUACUACCCGCAGCACUACCACCACGUGCAGGAGAUCCAGAAGUACAACGUCCAGGACUACCGACCACGCAUGGAACAGUUCCAAAAGGCGAUCCGGAAGGUGCGGCAGGUGCAGCGGAUGCGGAAGCAGCGCGGAUACGCGUUCAGUCAGGCGGACGAGGGCGGGCAGAUGAGGGUUGUCAACGCUUACGAUACCACGAGGGCAAGAGGACGAUAUGGCGAAAUGACCAGUUCGCGGAAUUUGGUUUGA
Aspergillus calidoustus is the source of this 4059-nucleotide messenger RNA. NCBI's taxonomy places the organism in Eukaryota, Fungi, Ascomycota, Eurotiomycetes, Eurotiales, Aspergillaceae. The record is from the annotation of a GenBank genome assembly.